This is a messenger RNA of Micromonas commoda, 1548 nucleotides long. RefSeq lists its product with no specific name. The coding region runs from base 1 to 1548 and encodes 515 amino acids. Gene Ontology annotation, molecular function: N6-(1,2-dicarboxyethyl)AMP AMP-lyase (fumarate-forming) activity. Gene Ontology annotation, biological process: IMP biosynthetic process. The record is from RefSeq and is a predicted model, not a curated record. NCBI's taxonomy places the organism in Eukaryota, Viridiplantae, Chlorophyta, Mamiellophyceae, Mamiellales, Mamiellaceae. The transcript has a single exon.
AUGUCCGCCUUCACCGUCGCCGCCGUGGCUCCGCGCGCCGUCGCCGCGCCCAGGAGGCCCUUCGUCGCGGCCAAGUCCCGCCGCGCCGCCGCCCCCGUGCGUCGCGCCGUCCUCGAGUCGGCGCCCGUCUCCUCGGGCAAGGACUUCGAGCCCGAGCCCGACCUGGAGCUCUCCGACCUCACCGCCAUCUCCCCCAUCGACGGCCGCUACGGCGCCAAGAUCAAGAUCCUCCGCGCGUGCUUCUCCGAGUACGCCCUCGUCCGCGCGCGCGUGAUCGUCGAGGUCCGAUGGCUCCAGAAGCUCGCCUCCAUCCCGCAGAUCACCGAGGUGCCCCCGCUCUCCGACGACGCCAACGCCUUCCUCGAAAAGUUCCUCGCCGACUUCUCCCCCGCGGACGCCGCCGAGGUCAAGAAGGUGGAGCGCACCACCAACCACGACGUCAAGGCGGUCGAGUACGUCAUCAAGGACAGGCUCGUCCAGCAUCCCGAGCUCAAGUCCAUCAUGGAGUUUACGCACUUUGCGUGCACCUCUGAGGACAUCAACAACCUCUCCCACGCCCUCAUGCUCCGCUCGGGCGUCGACGUCGUCCUCCCGUUCAUGGACGAGAUCAUCGACGUCAUCGUCGGCAAGGCCACCGAGGAGGCGGAGACGCCCAUGAUGUCCCGCACACACGGCCAGCCCGCGUCGCCGACCACGCUCGGGAAGGAGUUCGCAAACGUGGCCUACAGGCUCGCGAGGCAGCGCGCGCAGAUGCGCACGGUGCCCCUGUACGGCAAGAUGGCGGGCGCAGUGGGCAACUACAACGCGCACAUGUCCGCGUACCCCGACGUGGACUGGCAGUGCGUCGCUGAGGAGUUUGUCACGUCGCUCGGUUUGACGUUUCAGCCUUACGUGACCCAGAUCGAGCCGCACGACUACAUGGCGGAGCUCUUCAACUGCGUCCAGAGGUUCAACACCAUCGUCCUGGACCUCGACCGCGACAUCUGGAGCUACAUCUCCAUCGGAUACUUCAAGCAGAAGACGGUCGCGGGGGAGGUUGGCUCGUCGACGAUGCCCCACAAGGUGAACCCGAUCGACUUUGAAAACUCCGAGGGGAACAUCGGGAUGGCCAACGCCAUGUUCGAGCACCUGAGCGCCAAGCUUCCGGUGUCCAGGUGGCAGCGCGAUCUCACCGAUUCCACGGUGCUCCGCAACAUGGGCGUCGGGUUCGGCUACUCGCUCAUCGCGUACCAGUCCACGCUCAAGGGACUGGGCAAGCUCGAGACCAACGCUGCCGCGAUGGCUGCCGACCUGGACUGCAACUGGGAGGUUCUCGCCGAGCCCAUCCAGACCGUGAUGCGAAGGCACGACAUCGAGAAGCCGUACGAGAAGCUCAAGGAGCUUACCCGCGGCAGGCGCGUGGACAGGGACGGCAUGAGGGAGUUUGUGGAGAAGCUCGAGAUGCCGGAGGAGUCGAAGCAGCGUUUGAUGGAUAUGACGCCGGCAACGUACAUCGGCAACGCCACCGCGCAGGCGCUGGACAUCGUAGCCAAGAUCAAGGCUCUCUAA